This is a messenger RNA of Rodentolepis nana, 945 nucleotides long. The record is from the annotation of a GenBank genome assembly. Lineage: Eukaryota; Metazoa; Platyhelminthes; Cestoda; Cyclophyllidea; Hymenolepididae.
AUGCUUAAAGAAGUCAACUUUCCAGUUCUCAAGAAUGAUAUAAUUCUACGUGUUUGCAAAGGUUUACCCGUUCCUCAUGCCCCAGUGUGGAUUAUGCGUCAGGCGGGACGUUAUCUUCCAGAAUUUCGUGAAGUUCGUAAACAGCACACUUUCUUUGAGAUAUGUCGAACUCCCGAAUUGGCUUGCGAGAUCACUCUCCAGCCAAUUAAGCGUUUCAAUCUUGAUGCCGCUAUCAUAUUUUCUGACAUUUUAGUCGUUCCCCAGGCUUUAGGAAUGGAAGUUACGAUGGAACCGGGGAUCGGACCUCAUUUCCCGAAUCCUUUGAACACUACAGCAGAUCUUUCCCUUCUCGAUCAGUUUCCUGACGUUUCUAAAAGUCUGGAUUAUGUCUAUAAGGCUAUUACACUAACUCGACGUCAACUAGAAGGACAAGUACCUCUUAUUGGCUUUGCCGGUGCUCCUUGGACGCUUAUGACUUACAUGAUCGAAGGUGGAGGAUCAAAGACAUUUUCAAAGGCUAAAAAGUGGCUGUACGCGUAUCCCGAAGGUAGCCAUAAGCUUUUGGAUCUUCUGACAAGGGUUGUAGUUCAACACCUUGUCAACCAGGUGUUAGCUGGCGCCCAACUACUGCAGGUGUUUGAGUCCAACGCGGGGUCACUGUCCCCAUAUCUCUUCAAGACUUUUGCCCUUCCCUAUCUCCAGCGAAUAUACAAUGAAGUUCGUGAAUGUCUGCUGGUGAAAUAUGACUACACGCAGGGGGAUCUCCCGCCGAUAAUUAUGUUCGCCAAGGAUGGUCACUACGCUCUGGCGGAUCUGGCUUCAGUAGGAUUUGAAGUCCUCGGCUUGGACUGGACUAUGGAUCCAGAAGUGGCCAGGAGACUUGUCGGUGUCGAUGUGACUCUUCAGGUAAAAUCAGUUUCAAGAACUCUGAACUUACCUCUCUAA